AGAGAAAAACAUUUCUAUUACUUUCAAGAAUAGAAAGAAGAGACAUACAAGCUCUAAUUAAAAAACUCUCAAAACAACACCUCACAUAUCUCUCAAGGAUAUUCACAACUCUUCUUGGUUGUGCUAUGAUGAUCUAUUCUAAUUUACUUGAUGAUAGAAAGACUCUCCAAGCUCUCUAUUUAUAGCACCAAAACUAGGUACUAUGAAGGUGGGAGGAAGGUGGGAUUAAACAUGAGGAAACUUUGAGGAAGCUCCCUUUGUCAUUCUUGCACAUGGAUGAAGCUUCAUGGUUGUUGCUUGCACAUGGAGGAAGCUUCAUGGUUGUUGCAAUUGGAUUCUUCAAUUUACUUGUACUUGGAUAUGUCCUGGAAAUUGAAUUCUUCAAUUCUCCCCUUCCAGGCAUAUUCAAAACAAACAUCCCGACUAUGUCUCUGCAUAGCUCUAGCUUAUCUCGUGUCACCACCUUUGUCAGCAUCCUGAAAGACCCUCGAACCCCGAACGAGGGAGUCCUAGGAGGAUCCCGAGCCUGGAAUGGGAGGUCUCAAGGCCCCACACCAUCAGCAGGAAAGAAACAGCAGAUGUCCGAACGUCCUUCAACAAUACCUUAAGGACCAAGCGGACUGGUCGGGCAUCGGAUGGCUGGUCUCGAAGUCUUUGCUUCCGAAAUUAUUUCUGUGAGGAGUGAGAAAAUGCAAUUUUGACAAAUACCCCAGAUGGAUUAUCUCGCGACCGGCAGCCCACCACUCGGCCGCGGACCAACAACGGACCCAAGGUAUCAGCAAUGAAGCUGACAGGCGGGUGCCAGUCAGCGGUCGAACACCGAUCAGCACCUCGCGGCCCUGUCCGGCUUGAACCGUAGCCGCUCGGGCCACCCGUUCGGCUAAACCUUCGCCGGCCGGCGAAAUUUCUGCUCGCUCCAAGAUCUCCGGCCACCAGAACGAAGUGGCUGCCCGGUCUUCUAGAGUUUUCUGAACCGAUGGCCAAUGGGCUGGAGUAGCCCGAGCGAAUCGAAAGGGGACCUUCCGCACCGUAUAAGCUCCAGACGCAGUCAUCACCUAGCCAAGUUCCGGUGCACCGCCGUACGGCUUCUGGCCGUUCAGUUUUACCGACCGGCACCUUCCCGUCCGCCGAGGUCUGUUUUGCUGUCCAAUUUUUGCCCUGCAUUACCGACCGGCAUCUCCUGGCUUGCAAUGAUGAAUUAUGUCUCUUCACUAUGGGCUAUUAAAGCAAACUCCCUUGGUGGAUUUAUCGGAGGAUGGGCCAUUAAAGCUCUCCACUACGCCUCUCCACCGGGUGCCAAACGGGAAAUGUGUGGAUUUCUCUCGAAGCAAUCACUCUUCAC
Molecule: messenger RNA, 1342 nt
Organism: Cuscuta europaea
Lineage: Eukaryota; Viridiplantae; Streptophyta; Magnoliopsida; Solanales; Convolvulaceae
Source: the annotation of a GenBank genome assembly